ACGACACACUAAAAUGAAAAAGAUUUUGACUACUUCACUAAACAUCAGUCAAGUCAGCGUAAAGAACGUCUGAGUUCUGCCCCGCGUUUUCGGGAGAUCAAUGUGAGCCGUCAGAUCUGAAAAAACUAACCGUGGCUUACUCAAACUUAUCGUUGUAAGUGAAAAUACUAAGCUGCGCAUGAAAGUACCAAACUUCGCUUAUUCCUUGAAUAAUCCCUAUACAAAACAGGGAAAUGUGAGUUUUCUGAAAUUUUGAUCGUAAAAUAAAGAUCACAGGUGAAUUCCUCUGGAUAUGAGCUUCGUUUCAAUGUCAAAUUUGAAGCGAAUCGGUUGGCAUACGGCUUACAAUUUGGUUUCAGAGGAAAAGCAGACAGUCUGAGAUGAGAAAUAUGCCCAAGUCUUAAAGAUUAUUGAAUAUAAGCUUUUAUGUUUGAUAGACUCUGUCUGAAAGUUUGCUUGGAUUGAAGUUUGGAUCCUCCAUUAAUUCUGAGGGGAUGAUUAUGGAAAGAAGAUCGAAUGGUGCAAAGAGGGUAAUGACUACGUUCAAGGUUUACUUCAAGAAGCAUAUUAUUCUAAAUGUCAACAUCGAAAACCCAUUGGAAAGAUUCCAUUGGGCCCUGUAAAUGUUUUUUGUCCGCUUCGUUGCCUUGAUUGCUCUGUCAACUUCGUAUUAUCCAACAAUUUUCACUAAAAAUUCUGAAAAUUAUUAGCUGAAUAAUCGAGGACAGGAAUUUAAGCCAACCGAUAAGGAAAUACUUGGUUUUUCAAAUUUGUCCAUAUUAUUUUUAAAAUGGAAGAAUACGAGUAUAACAGAGCAAUGAACUACAGCUUUCUGAAAAGCAUUGGGACAUUGAAUAUGACAAGCUUUAGUGCAAAUGUAUCGCCCAAGCUUUCAGCAAGAAAUUCAUAUACAGGGUCCUCUGAUUCGGCUGAUGAUUUCAGUGAUGUAUUUGGGGGGCCUCCCAAGUAUAUUGCAUUGAAGCAAUUCAAAGACCCCCGAAAAGCCCAUUCACUGUUGCAGCCUUCAGGUGGGUUUUCAGGCCUAGUCCAGUCUGAUGUUCCUGUGUUCGGAGAAACCAGGAGAAGAUAUGUUACUGAUGAAUUCUACAAUGAUAUAUUUAGUGGAGAUACUGUUUCUAAUGGCGGAGAAAUGUCUGAUAAGUGUUCGGUAGCUUCGAGAUCAACAUCGAGGAAUCCCAGCCCUGCUCAGUCUCCUCUUCCCAGGAUUGAGUAUAAGGCCUUGGGCAAUAAAUCGCCGUUGGCCCCAAAGCUCAGGCAGCCUGUAAACAACUCCUCAAAGCAAGCAGAGUAUCCAUCUUUUGGCAUAUCUUCGCAUCGUGGUCCUUACAAGUUUUACAAUGAUAGUUCCAUUGUGUCUAGUGCUCAGUCUUCUCCACCUGAUCCUUCCUCAGAUCUUCUGGAAAUUCCUUUUGCACAUUGCACAAAACCCUCCGUAUUACUAUCUGAGAGCAAACAGGGGCUGAAAAAGAAGAAAGAACUUGGUGUGUUUCCUCCCAGAAGUUCUAACUCACGAUUUCGAACUUUUCUGGAGCCAGGCGAAUCUAUACCAGGAAGCCCAGCUAGGUUAAGCAAUGAGAAGCUCUAUUCUACUGCUCAAACUACAUCAUGCAGCAAUACAUCUGAUGAUGAAUUGGUGGGGAAUAUUCAAGGAUUGGAUAAGCAUAUAAGUGGGGGAGUUUCUAAGGUGGGUGUAGAAAGGCAUGGCUUAGAUAGUGCUAAAGGAUCUAAUACAGGAGAGAAGGAUGACAAUGGUUUUGAAAAGUCACGAUUAUCAGCUAGUAGUGGGCCUUUUCAACGAUUGGCAAUUUCCCCUCUCGAGGAUCUUCAGUUACAACACAAGUUAAGGAGCUGUCGGGAUUGGUUUCAGGAGUCCAAAGGGUUGCAUUCAAAUAAAGACAGUGCAUCCCUUUCAGUGGACUCUUUGGGGUUUUCCUCAACCAGAGAAAUUAAUUCAAACAUUGGGCUCUCUAACACACAAGAAGGAAGCCAAGAGAUUGGAACCAAACGGCUUAGCACAAAUGGCACUGACAGUGGUGAAGAAUCAGAUGAACUUGGAUCAUACGUUAUCGAGAUUGACACCAAGAGAGGGGAGACUAUAGCUUAUCUUCCUGAAAGGGACAUUGGAAUAGAUGCUAGCAAUGCUCAUAAUCUGCUGAUUUCUUCAAUGAAAGAAACAAUGGAAAAUGCUAAAAACGAAUUUCUUCCAAAUAGGCCGAUUAAACAUGUGAAUGACGAUGUCAAAGGCAGUAAAUUGAGACUACAGAGUUUAUUACAGAAGGCAUAUAAUUUUGAUCCUUUAAGCGAAGCAGAAGCAAAAAUGCAAGCAUUGCAAACCAACAAAGGAAAGGGAAGGGGCAGGGAGUCCAGCAAGAUGCCAAUCAAACAACAUAUAACUGAAACAUCUGCAUGGCCAACUCCAACUCCAGCAGUGGAUCAAGAUGCCAAAGAAGAUCUAAUCAAAGAAAUUAAGACGGCAGUGCCAUGGGAUCCUUAUGCUAUUGAUCCUUCAACUAUGGUGAAGGAGGUUUCUAAUAGGAUAGAGAAAUGGCACCAUGAACAACCAGUGGUUUUCCGAGAAAUGCCACUAGCAUCAGACGACAAUGCAGAAAGCCGGAGAAAAAGAUUUGAGAAGGAGCGCCAUCUUCGAACUAAAGAGCGUGUGUCCAAAAUAUUGGUUGAGAAGAAGCACAAAGAAUUGGAAAUUGAAGAAGAACAAGAAGAGAAGACUAAAACUUCGGAUAAGUUGGAUGUUGAGAUAAAACGUUGGUCAGCAGGCAAGGAAGGCAACAUCCGUGCCUUACUUUCAACACUGCAAUAUGUGCUUUGGCCAGAAUGUGGAUGGAGGCCAGUUCCCCUUAUUGAGAUUAUUGAAGGAGCUGCUGUCAAGAAAGCCUAUCAGAAGGCAAGGCUGUGUGUGCAUCCCGACAAAUUGCAACAGAAGGGUGCAAGUUUACAACAAAAAUACAUUGCCGAAAAGGUCUUUAACAUUCUACAGGAAGCAUGGGCAAUCUUUAGUUCCCUGGAUCCUUUUUAGAGUCACCUGGAUGAUCAAGCAUAAAAGUUGGGACACAGUCAACUAUUUAAUGUGUGAAACAUGGAUUUUUCUAUCCUUCCAUGAACUUUGGAUCAUCUCUUUGGUGUUUUUGAAGCAGAAUGCUCUGUACAAUGUAAAGAUCUCACACAGCUUACUUUGUACAUUGCAUUUGUAUUUUGUCAUUUCAAAAGGAAACAAAUUCAAAUUGGUUUGAUUAUUUUGGAAGAUUUGUGUUUUAAUCUCUGUUAAUUCUAUGUAGAUACUAAUAUCCUAUAAUGUAUACCUCAGAUUUAGUUUGAAA
Cryptomeria japonica (Japanese cedar) is the source of this 3356-nucleotide messenger RNA. RefSeq names its product J domain-containing protein required for chloroplast accumulation response 1. The transcript is spliced from 9 exons. NCBI's taxonomy places the organism in Eukaryota, Viridiplantae, Streptophyta, Pinopsida, Cupressales, Cupressaceae. Gene Ontology annotation, cellular component: vesicle; intracellular membrane-bounded organelle; cytoplasm. Gene Ontology annotation, biological process: clathrin-dependent endocytosis; clathrin coat disassembly. The record is from RefSeq and is a predicted model, not a curated record. Gene Ontology annotation, molecular function: clathrin binding. Bases 791 to 3055 code for a protein of 754 amino acids.